AUAUUCCAUGGUUACAAAUCAAAUCGUGGGACCCACUUUGAUGCAAUCAGCAGCAAAUAUAUGAUAAUUUCUCACUCUAAUCUAAUUCUAAUUCUUCGUUAAUAACACACUUUCUUGGUUCCCUCACUAUUCCGUUGCUGACUCAUCACUGUAACUGAAAAUGGCGGAGAAAGAAAAUUUCAACGGCAACGGCGUCUACGUGGAACAACAACAACAAGAAGAAGUGGAUAAGUUGAAGCACAGAAAAGGUACGUCAGUAAAACAGACCUUGCCUGAGGUCCUUAACAGUCUCGCUUCCGCCAUACUCUUUCCGGAACCGGGAGAUGACAAUAACUUACUUCGCCGGAUCAAAAAUUCCGUCGCCGACAACGCUUCACUUCUUCCAGAAGCUUCUAGAAAUUCUGCACGUGAUAUUCUUCUAUGGACUCGUCGCGGUAGCCACCUACGCGCUAUCCUCGUUAUCUCCGUUGGGGCGGUUACUUUUGUUUCUCUUACAGGAUUGCUUGUAUUUACGCUUUUCUUUCUGGCCGCAACCAUAAAUGCCAUUGUCAUAUCGCUGCUGAUGUCAUUGGCUGCAGCUGGAGGGUUCUUGGCUCUUUUCUUUGCUUGUGCUACCGCUAUAUACAUUGGAGCACUAUCAAUAGCCAUAUUUGCAAUUUCAGUUACUACAUUUUGGACAAUUGUGGCUAUUCUGAUAACCUCAGGGUGGAUUGGAUUCUUCUAUACUGUGUGGCUGAUAACUAGAGCGAGUUUCGGGUUUGCUAAACACUCAUUGAGCGCAACUGGCUCGGCAAUCACAACUUACUCUACUUCUCGGGCAUCCCGCCAUGUAAUUCGCAGAGAUUCAAAUUAGGAGAGAAGCAGUUAAGCACAAAUAGAAGCUUAUGUACAAAUCUUUAGUUACAUUCAUAUGUUUGAAAUUAUACAAGCUUAUAUUAAUUAAUAACUAGUAAGAUGCCUUGUAUCUAGAUCUUUCACAGUUUGGUAUCAGUGUCUAUCUUUUUUGUUUUGUACUUAAGUGUACUGGCACAUAUUUGCAUCAAUAAUCCAGGGUAUUGUGUGUUGUUUUGAAGUUUGAUGUUAAUAUAAGGGACUUUUCUUCUUUA
This is a messenger RNA of Cicer arietinum (chickpea), 1106 nucleotides long. RefSeq lists its product as uncharacterized. The record is from RefSeq and is a predicted model, not a curated record. Lineage: Eukaryota; Viridiplantae; Streptophyta; Magnoliopsida; Fabales; Fabaceae.